This is a messenger RNA of Cannabis sativa, 1284 nucleotides long. Its product is annotated as cytosolic sulfotransferase 5-like. Bases 151 to 1224 code for a protein of 357 amino acids. The transcript is spliced from 3 exons. Gene Ontology annotation, cellular component: cytoplasm. NCBI's taxonomy places the organism in Eukaryota, Viridiplantae, Streptophyta, Magnoliopsida, Rosales, Cannabaceae. The record is from RefSeq and is a predicted model, not a curated record. Gene Ontology annotation, biological process: sulfation. Gene Ontology annotation, molecular function: sulfotransferase activity.
CUGUACGUUUCUAUAUUUAAGUGAGAGGAAUAACCUUAUAUAUAUAUAUAUAUUAUACAUUUCAUCCCCGAAUCAAAAGAAGAAAAGUACCUAAUUAACAAAGAUCUAGGUGCAUUUACUAGGGGAUUGAAUAUUGGUGACACUAAAAACAUGUCAAAGGAAGCAUCACAACAUUUUUCAAACAGUUCUACAAGUUGUGGCCAAAAUACUGAUGACGACGACGACAACAACAACAAAGACAACAAAGAAUCAGUCGUACUAGACUUAUUGGUUAUUUCGGAGCUGCCUAAAUCGGAUGGUUGGAAAAAACAAGGUAUAACUUUAUACCAAAAUUGUUGGUUCCCAUCCAAUCUCCUUCCCAAUGUGAUUGCCUUCCAAAAAAACUUCAAAGCCAAAUAUGAAGACAUAAUCAUGGCUUCUUUUCCCAAAUCAGGCACAACUUGGCUCAAAUCCCUUUUGUUUUCCAUUCUCAAUCGCCACAAAUAUUACUAUAAUAAUAAUAAUCAUAAUAAUGACAAUGAAAAUCCCUUACUCACCACAAUCUCUCACCACCUCGUGCCAGCUUUCGAGUUCCAAUUUUAUUCCAAUUAUCCCGAAAAUGUCCAUGAUCUCGAUACUAUGCCAAGUCCUCGUUUGGUGUCCACACACAUUCCUUAUGCAUCUCUUCCUGAUUCUAUUAACAAAUUUUCCAAGUCUCGAAUUAUUUACAUCAGUCGAAACCCUCUUGAUGUGAUCGUGUCUUUCUGGCAUUUUGCAAACGGUCAUCCAGAGCGUCUCUCGCGCGAGUGGACUGUUGAAUAUUUUGUGGACAUGUUUUGUAAGGGGGACAUUACCUUUGGGCCUUAUUGGGAGCAUGUUUUAGGGUACUGGAAAGCAAGUUUAGCGAGGCCUGAGAAUGUGUUGUUUUUGAAAUACGAAGACCUAAAAAAAGACAGUGUUGGUCAACUUAAAAAGAUAGCAAAGUUCGUAGGAAUGCCUUUCUCCCAAGAGGAAGAGAAUGAUGGAGUUGUUGAGCAAAUAUUGGAGAUGUGUAGUUUGAGUAAAUUGAAGAAUUUGGAUGUGAAUAAGUAUGGUGAAGUAAGGCCAAACAUUCAUAAUAAAAUUUUCUUUAGAAAAGGUCAAGUUGGUGAUUGGAUUAAUCAUCUUACUCCAUCUAUGGUAGAGCGUGUAAAAAAUAUAAUUAUAGAAAAAUUGAAUGAUUCUGGUCUGUCAUUCAAACUGUAGUCGUAAUUAUUAUAUGUAUUUUGUAUGAUUGUCUUAUAUAUAUGUUUAUUAAUUAUUUUA